This is a messenger RNA of Prorocentrum cordatum, 1230 nucleotides long. Lineage: Eukaryota; Dinophyceae; Prorocentrales; Prorocentraceae. The record is from the annotation of a GenBank genome assembly.
CAAUACGGUAGGGGAGGCUCCCAUGAGAUGCUGCAGAAGAACGCACAGCUACGAUGCACACUGCUCCUCACUCUUCCGAGCCCUGAGCAUCAAGUCUCCGGCCGCGUGCAUGCCGGCGCGGCCACCCCCCCUUCGAGGUGGAGAUGCAUCCCCCGUGCACCCCCGGCUCCUCACCUUUCCGAGCCCUGAGCAUGAAGUCUCCAGCCGCUUGCCUGCCGGCGCCCCUCCCCCGAGAGGUGGAGAUGCGUCCACCGGGGCCUCCGCCUGCGUGGUGGAGGUGGCCGACCUGGACGCCUGCAUCCCGGGCGACCCGGCCUCGGGCGCGUGGCAGGCGAAGGCGAAGGUGGUGCUGCAGAAGCACUUCAAGCGCUUCGGCCCACUGCUGGAGGUGAAGAUCCCCACCUCCGUCGCCUCCUUGCGAUUCGCGAGCUCGAAAGGGCCCGACGCCGUCAUGGUCACGGCCCCGCGGGGCUACCUGGCCGUCGGCGACGGCGAGGUGCGACUGCGGCUUCCGGGUGCGCCGGAGGCCGUGUGGCGCAGGUUCCCGCCGGCGCGGCCCCAGGCGGGGGCGCCAGAGGCCCGCGGUGCUGGCGGCACGCAGGCCGCCGGGGCGGAGAGCGCCGCCAAGCGCCGCAAGCUGCGGCCGAACGAGCGCUUCGCGGCGCGGCUGCAGGGCGCCGCGGAGGAGGAGGAGGACCUGCCCGCCGCGGCCCCCGCGCCCGCAGCGGCGCCCGAGCCGCCGGCGCCGGAGCCUCCGCCGCAGGAGCUGCCGGUGGCGCCGCCGGAGCCGGAGAGGCCCUCGCCCGCCACGGCCGGCGCGGGCGCGAGCGCCGAGGACCUGGCCGUGUGCAGGGGCGAGGAGGAGGUGGCGAAGGGCAUGGUCGCGCUGCUGGACCUGCCCUUCUCCAGGCGGAAGAAGGCCCUCCGGGCGCUGCGGCUGCAGUGGCACCCCGACAAGAGGCCAGAAGAGCAGGAGGUCGCCACGCGGGUGUUCCAAUUCAUCCAGGCGCACGACUGCUGGCUCGCCCACCACGGCAUCGUCGACCAGGUGGAGCCGCGCCCCGCGGACUGAGGCGUGCCAAGCGCCGCCGCGGCCACGCCGCGACCUCCUGGGGCGAGCGGCGGAGGAAACAAAACAUGUGACAAGCACGCGCGUUACCUUUAGAGUCAACACUGGUAGGAACUUUCGUUUUCUUCUUCACUGUUUUGCCGAUCGUCACGUGCCCUCGC